GGAAAGCCUGGAUAGCGCCAUCCGUAUGCGGUUACUGGUGGCUUGAAGCUCGGCUGUCUGUCGACUUCAUUGGUCACUUUGUAUUUAGCUGGCAUAAACAUUGGACAUGUGGAGCGGACAUUUGACAUGAAAGGCGUAAACUUCGUUUCAAUGUUCGCAUUUGUAAGUGCGAAGAGGUGAUAGAGUCAUAAGACCUGUGCCGGUGUCGGUGGAUAUGGAGAUGGAGAGAGUAUAAAGCAGUCUCACCCCCUGACUGAUAGAGAUACCAAUUCAGCAAACUUCACUUCAAACUAUCCAAGAGCAAUCCAGAACCAACCCACGAAAGCGACCACAAUCUGUGCUUCCAAUACUCAGACAUCACGCAACGCCAGCAUCAACGAUUACGAGAUCGACAAUUGAUCAGACACCCCACAGUCACACGAAGCAAAAUUCGACCCUGCAGUUCAUUCCACCACCUCGCCAAAUCACGUCUUCAGUCACAAUGUCAUACUCAACAGCAACAACACCCAGGACCUCCAUUGAGCUCGCCAAGUCGGCCAUCACUUCCUCCUCCGCAUCUCUCGCCUCUUCAUCAUCGUCGCUAAAGCAACCGAGCAAAGCGAAGGGUAUCUGGGAAUCCAUCAAGCGACAUCACCAGGGCAUGAACGAGGCGUAUGAGGCGUAUUACGGACAAGGAAACAUGUCUAGGUCGGGCAAGCAGCAAGAAAUUUGGGAGUACAAGAGGGGCGAGUACACCAAGGGCGGUCGGAAUUGAUUGUGGGCUUGAAGUGCAAGAAAGAAUGCCGAAUGUUUCAAUGGUCAAUUGGCUGAUUGGGCGUGGUUAAUGAUGUGCGUUCGGAAUAUUGCAAGGUGCUUAUGGAGUUUUGUUUUCGGGUUAUCCCCGAUGGGCAUUGAUUGCGAGCAUUGGCUACAAGUAUUGCAUUUUUGGUCGUAGAGCAAAUUCAAUUGAUACCACACAAACAUUU
Messenger RNA from Cucurbitaria berberidis CBS 394.84, 965 nucleotides. RefSeq lists its product as uncharacterized. Bases 482 to 754 code for a protein of 90 amino acids. The record is from RefSeq and is a predicted model, not a curated record. The transcript has a single exon. Lineage: Eukaryota; Fungi; Ascomycota; Dothideomycetes; Pleosporales; Cucurbitariaceae.